This is a messenger RNA of Didymodactylos carnosus, 300 nucleotides long. The record is from the annotation of a GenBank genome assembly. Lineage: Eukaryota; Metazoa; Rotifera; Eurotatoria; Philodinida; Philodinidae.
AUGAAUAACUCUAAUCCUGAACAGAAGGAUUUAUAUCCAAAACUGAAACACUAUUUAAAAACACUCAAUCUAUUUAAAUCCUAUCCACCGUCAUCUGAACAACAUGAUUUGAAUAAUGAAUUAAUAUCGACACGUUGUUAUAUUUUUUUACUAAUUAUAUCACUCAUUGCUCUUAUUCUGUAUAGAUCAUUAAUACCAACAACGACUACAAACCAAUUUAAUUCACUCUAUAAUGAAAAUUCACAAACAUUGACAUGUCUAUGUUCAACGGUAUCAAUUGCUUAUGGUACACUUACAUGA